AGACUUUGCCACCAUCAAUCGAAAAUGACUCAUAAAAGAGUCUAGUGCUCACUGUUCAGAUCGCUCGCGAGCACGGCGCGCGUCUCUGUUUUUUUUCUUCAGCUGGUCCUCACACAAGACUGACAAUGCCUCCAAAUCCUAUCAGUGUCCGUGUCAACACGAUGGACAGCGAGCUGGAAUUUGCAAUCCAGUCGGAUGCAACAGGCAAACAGCUCUUUGAGCAGGUGGUUAAGUUGGUGGGUUUGCGUGAGGUCUGCUACUUCGGCCUGCAGUACACAGACACCAAAGGCUUUCUGACAUGGCUCAACCUGGACGACAAGGUGUCCUCUCAAGAGGUGAAGGAAGAAAACCCUCUGCAGUUUAAGCUUCGGGUCAAGUACUACCCUGAAGAGGUGUCUGAGGAGCUGAUUGAGGACAUUACGAAAAAGCUUUUCUUCCUGCAGGUGAAGGAAAGCAUCUUGAGCGAUGAGAUCUACUGCCCCUCAGAGACAGCCGUUCUGCUGGCCUCCUAUUCUGUUCAGGCCAAGUUUGGAGACCACUCACCAGAAGCCCACAGUCUUGGAUACCUAACGAGUGAGCGGCUUCUGCCUCAGAGAGUGCUUGACCAGCACGAACUCUCUGAAGAACAAUGGGAGGAGAGGAUCCAGAUUUGGCACGAGGAGCACAGAGGCAUGCUCAAGGAAGAUGCCAUGCUGGAGUAUCUAAAGAUCUCACAGGAUUUGGAAAUGUAUGGCAUCAACUAUUUUGACAUCAAGAACAAGAAAGGAACAGACCUGUGGUUAGGCGUAGAUGCUUUGGGACUUUACAUCUAUGGAAAAGAGGAGAGGUUGACUCCAAAGAUUGGGUUCCCUUGGAGUGAAAUAAGCAACGUUUCAUUUGAUGACAAGAAGUUCAUAAUCAAACCCACUGACAGAAAAGCUCCUGACUUUGUGUUCUGUGCGUCUCAUCAGUGUAUGAACAAGCACAUCGUGGAGCUGUGCAAGGGAAACCAUGAACUUUACUUGCAGCGCAGGGAAGCUGAUACCACUGAGGUGCAGCAAAUGAAGGAUCAAGACAGAGAGGAGAGACAGAUGGAGAGAGCCGUGUUGGAAAUGGAGGAAAAGGAAAUGGAGGCAACGGAGAAAGAAAAGGAGCGGGAGGAGAGAGAGAAUCAGGAGAUGAUGAUGAAGCUUCACCAGUUUGAAGAGCAGUCCAAUACGUUUGAGAAAGGGGUAAUCCAUGAGGAGACGGCAGAAACAGACGUACAAGUCGACGAGAUCGGACAACCAAACACUGAACUGAAUGCAACUUAUAAGGGGAACGAUAAUGAGGAUCUGAAAGAGCAGUUUGAGAGCCCACAUGUACUGGAGGAAGACAGAGAGCGGGUGGAGGAGGAGGCUGAGAGACAGGAGGCGCUGAUGGAUGAAGAACAACUGGCCAGGCAAGAUGAGGACCAGAUGAAACCUCAGGAGCAGCUAGCAGCAGAACUGGACGAAUACACUGCAGAACUGGACGAAUACACUGCAGAACUGGACGAAUACAAUGCAGAGACUGCCUUGCUGGAGGAAGCCAGGAGAAUCAAAGAAGAAGAAGCUAGUGAAUGGCAGAACAGUGCUGAAGAGGUACAGGACGAUCUGGAAAAGACCUGUGAGGACUUGCAGCACAUUAUGUCGUCCCCUGUGGCUGCUGCCCCCAUGGCUGCUCCCAUGUCCCGUACCAUGAUGGAGGAACCCUUAGGGAACUAUAAUGACGAUCAAGAGGAGAACAACAGCAUCUACAGUGCUGAGCUCCAUGUGGAGGCCAUAGAGGACCACCGUAAUGAGCAGGAGCACAUCCCAGAGGCAGAGGAGAACGAGCACACACAGAAACAGCUCAUGGCCCUGAACUCUGAGCUGGCAGAGGCCCAAGAUGACACUAAGAAGACUAAGAACGACAUUCUGCACAAAGAAAUUGUAAAAGCCGGGAGGGACAAGUACAAUACGCUGCGUCAGAUCCGCACUGGCAGCACCAGGCAGAGAAUAGAUGAGUUUGAAACCUUGUAAUGGCUGAUAAAUUCUCCAAUUAACUUGCCGCAAAUGGCCUCACUUUAUCUUUGUUGUUGAAAAGACUGGAUUAUUUAUACAGUCUGUACACACUACACAGGUAAUGUAGUUCUCAUUUCUGAAAGAUAUGGAAAACACUCUUAUUCAAGGCACUAAAAUGAUAUGUGUGUGCUGCCUUGAGAACACUCUUGAGAUCUUAUUUAUGCUGAUUGUGCCAAAGGCUUUGGCUUGUCAUCUUUUAUGGGAACCUUUUAAGUAGUGCUACCUUAAGAUCUUUUGCAUUCAAAAGAAUGUGGAGCAGCAUCAUGCUUUUAUGUUUAAAAAGGAGUAUCAGAAAAAUGCAAAUAUAUUAUGAUAGAGAAUUAUGGAUAAUUAUCUAAAACAUGAAUAUGACCAAAUAGUGGCCAUAACAAACAAGUCAAGCAUUUUCAAUGCAAAGUUUUUUUUUUUUUUUUGAUGAAAGAAAUGCUGCAUUGUGUAUUAUAUUAGAUUGUACAUUGUCAUUGAAAUAUUAACAAAUGAUUUUGAAUUAAAUCUGCUGUCCAGUUACUGUGGGACAUACAAUG
Messenger RNA from Carassius gibelio (silver crucian carp), 2587 nucleotides. RefSeq names its product radixin-like. Gene Ontology annotation, biological process: positive regulation of protein localization to early endosome; regulation of cell shape; positive regulation of early endosome to late endosome transport. The record is from RefSeq and is a predicted model, not a curated record. Lineage: Eukaryota; Metazoa; Chordata; Actinopteri; Cypriniformes; Cyprinidae. The coding region runs from base 126 to 2021 and encodes 631 amino acids. Gene Ontology annotation, cellular component: adherens junction; microvillus; plasma membrane. The transcript has 14 exons. Gene Ontology annotation, molecular function: cell adhesion molecule binding; actin binding.